AUAAAGCCACACAACAACAACAAAAUGCGGCUGUUAAUAUUCAUUUUGGCCUGUUUGGCACCCCACAUUAACGCAUAUCAUAUGUCAGCCGCCUCCGCGGGUGUCUCCUUCAUGAAUGAAAACUAUCUGGACCAACAGACGUCACAAGCGUUGAACAUACAGAAUCCCGCAGCGAAGUCAAUGCGCAGUCGCCGCAUGUACGGCAUGUGUCCGCCACACUUCCAACGUGUCGGCUCUGAGUGUUACUCGUUGCUGCCGCAGGCCAGCAGCUGGCUGGAGGCGCAUUUCUUCUGCAAAGACAAGAAUGCGAAAUUGGCGGAACCACAGAAUAGAGCCGAUCGGAAAUUGCGCCUUUUCCUCAAGAGCUACGACGCACAGCGUGGCUCAACUGAUCCCAUUUGGAUUGGCGCCACCUAUGAUUGGCAGAGUAAUGUGUGGCAGUGGAGCAUUAGUGGCAAGAAUUUAACCUAUGACUCCUUCAGUCGCAUGGAACCUGAGAUCAGACAGAACUUGGAAAAUCAUUGUGCUGUGUAUGACCCAAGACUAGAUUAUAGAUGGUCUGCACGCCCAUGCCCGGAUCGUUUCCGUUUCAUUUGUCAACAUAAAAUGCCAAAGGUCAGCGAGAAGAAUCGUGGCAAGGUCUAUACACGUUGGAAUUCCACCUAUCCGAAUCAAUAUGCGAACGAAGUCAUAUUGCAUGUGGUGGAUCAGCCAGGCAAAAAUGGACGCAGUGUCAUCGUAAAGGCAGAGGGCAGUAACGAGCAGAUCGAAGUACCUAAGCAACGUGGCAAACCCGGACGCAAACGUGGUGAUCGCACAGGACGUCGUCGAAACCAACCGACCACAAUCCAUCCGAACGAUAUCGAUGCACAAGCUACUUCGAAUACGCCAACAACAUUGGCGCAUUACAACGAAAUACCGGUGCCGGCCACAGCUACGCCCAGACCAGCCAAUAAGGCGAGAAACAGUCAAAAGCAAAUGCCGCAUGAUCGUGUCGUAUGGCGACAACGGCAGAAGGAGAAGCGUCGUCUGCAGCGCAAGCAGCAGCGAGCACAGCAAAUGCAACUCGAGAAGGAGCGCAAAUUGAACGAACAAAAAAUGCGUAUACUGGCAAAUCAGGAGCGUGAACGACAACGCCACCACCAGGAACAGGCACAACAAGACCAACAACAGAAAUCACACGAACAAACCGAACAGCCGCGUCGCGAAAUGGAUGAACUGCGUCAGCGUGAAGCCAACGAACAGGAGCGACGUCACCAGCAGCAAUUGGCCGAAGCGGAGGCUAAACGACGCGAAUAUGAACGAGGACAACGUGAAUUGGAAGCAUUGCGACAGCAACAUGCCGAGGAGCAGCGACGCGACGACGAAUAUAGCAGCGCGGAGCGUAUACGACAAGAACGUAUAGAUCGGCAGAGAGAACGUGAAGAGAAGGAGCGCAAGGAACGUGAAGAGCAAAUGAAGAAGCAGCAGGAAGAGCUCGCCAAGGAGGAGGCGAAACGUGAAAAAGAACGAUUGGAGGAGGAGAAGCGCCAGCUGGAAGAAUACGAAGAACGUUUGAAGCAAGCGCGUAGCGAACGUGAACGGGAACUGCACGAAACGCAGGAACGUAAGCGGCAAGAGGACGAAGCAAACCGACGACGCUUGGAAGAAGAGAAUAGGCGACAACAAGAGGAGAUUAAACAACAAUUGGAAGAAGAAGAAAGACGGCUGAAGUUGGCCGAACUGGAAGAGGCACGCAAGCUGGAGCAAAAGGAACUCGAACGUCUGGCGGAAGAAAAUCGACGACGCGAGGAAAAGCUACGCUUGCGACAGGAGGAGAUCGCCAAACGUGAGCAGGAACAACGGCAGAUCGAAGAAGAAGAGGAGCGCAUAAAGAAGGAACUCGAAGAGGCGGAACAACGACGCAAAGCGGAACACGAAGCGCAAAUCAAGCAGGAGGAAGAUGCGCUCAAGGCGCGCGCCGAGGCAGAACAACGCGCUGCAGAGGAAGAGAAACGUAGACGGCAAGAACGCUUCGAAGCUUUGCAGAAGCAAGAUGAGGAACGUCUACGCAUAGAGAAGGAGGAGAAGAAGCGCAAAUAUGCCGAGCGUUUGUCACGACUCUCACCGGAAGAUCAACGUAAAUUCUUCGAAAUGCGCAAACGGCGAAAGGCCAAGAAGACACAGGAGCUGUUGCAACAAAAACAAGCCGGCAACGAGGCAUAUGAGGAGGAAUAGAGUGAAGGCGAAGGAUAUCAAAAUUGAUAUUAGAAUGUAACGGUUAACGAUUGAGUUGUAAAUUGAAUGGCUUCUUUUAAUUUUUAUUAUUUUUUUAUUUUUUGAAGCUUCACCUCCUUAGUCGACUGUAUUUAUAUCGGUUUUGCUUGACUCUCCGCAACCGCAUGCAAAAAAAUAUUAAAUUAAAAUUAGUCUUAAGCUAUAUUAUUACAUUUUUUUUCUAAUUUAAGUCGUUGCUGCCAUUUUAUUUCACUUGAAUAGUUAUACUUGUAAACGCUCAAUGUUGCUUUAGCUCCCUGUUCGCGCUCUCCAUUUUAUAAUUUCAUAUAGUACAUAGCUAACAAAAGCAAAAAACAAAAACAAAUAAAAUUGGCUUAAAAGAAAAACGUAUUUAACUCGUAAGUAAAAUUACCGCUAAGGCACUACACAUAGUAUUAGCUUUAGUAGCACACGAGCGGCGCUCCAGUGACUUCGUCUACUGCUUUGGCAGCAGUUCUCUCGCUACACUCGAUUGUAAAUUUACGAAAACAAAUGAAUAUUAUUAAUUUAUAAGUGAACAGAAAUGCAGUCGAAAAGGAUUGAAAAAUAUGAAAAUGAAAAUUAUAAAGUUUUGAAAUUUCAAAAAUUUUGAAAAUUUAAAAAUUUUGAAAAUUAAAAAAUUUAAAAAUUUUAAAUUUUUAAAAAUAAUAAAAAUUUUGAAAAUUUUUUAAAUUAUAAAAAUUAAAAAUUUAAAAAACUAUAAAAAUUUGAAAAUAAUAAAAAUCUACAAAAUAAUUAAAAUAAAAAACUGUGUUGUUUGUAUAUACAAAAAAUAACGUUUGAACACAAUGUAACUGUAAUUUAUAAACAUUUAUGAUUAUAUGGUAGCAAUAGUCUUAAGGGGUUAGGUGGGUUACAAAAUUUCAAAUUUGAAAAAAAAAAUUGUUUCUUAUUAAAAAAUUAUCAAAAAAUUUAAAUAAAAAAAAUUGUUAAAAUAUUAUCCAAAAAUAUCAAAUCAAUCCGAGUAAUAUUCUAAGAAAUAUACACUUUGGAAGUUCCGCCAAACAGGUCACGUCAGUACGAAUGUAAAAUUUUAAAUGGAUUUAUUUCAAAACUCAAUUUUACAAGUCGUUGAACACGGUAACUCAAAAAGUUAUGAAGCAAUUUCGUUCAAAUUUUGCACACAUCUUUGGAAUAGCAUUAGCUAAUUAAUGAAUGAAGGAUUUUUGGUUAUUUUUAAUGUAAAUAUUUUUUGAAGCCAAUUUAUGCCAAAAAUUUCAGUAAAACAGUGAGAUUUUUGGUUAAAAUUCUGUCAAAAAUUCAAAUUUCCAAAUUUUCCUUUUCAUUCUACUUUACUCAUUCUUCAUUAACUAGAUUUAUCCAUGUAUUAUCGAAAUACAUAUUUUUGGAUUAAUGAUUUUAGAUGAACCAAUCAGGAUAUGAUGUCCAUCGCAAGACCUUUUUUUGGAAACUUCAUGGGAAAUGAGUUGCCAACGGCUGAGUUAUCGGAAUUUUUAAAUAAUAAUUUCUCAAAAUACUGUUUAAACAUGUAUCUUUGAUACGCUGAAUUGUUUAUAUGAAAUAUAUGAUUGUAUAUAUUGAAAAAAAAAAAAUUGUAAAAAUACCCUUGUUUUUAGCCACUGAAACCCAUCUAACCUCACUUUAUUGUUAAAGCUAUGUAAAAGCACGCUUAAACUAUUUUAAUUAAUUAUAUUUGAUUUUUUUUCAAUUAAUUUCAUUAAAUCUUUCUUUAAUUAAAUUUAUAAAUAAUUGUUUUAAAAAAUUUCAACUUGAAAACUAUACAUAAAACACGCAAAAUUUUAAUUUGAAAAAAAUAUAAUUUAAAUAAAACUCAUAAAUAUAUGCAAAUAAUUUCAGCGAAAUUUACACAAAUGCAAAACAUUUUAAAUUAAAAAUUUUUCAAAUUUCAAAAUGUUUUUUUUCCAAAAUUUAAUAUGCUCUCCACACUUUUAUUUAAAACUUAAGUGCUUUUACACGUUUUUUUUUUCAUAAAAAAAUUCACAAAAAUGUCAAACACAAUAAUUGAGUCUAAGCAAACACUUAGUAAUAAGACACUUUUUCCGCACAAAAACAAUAAAAUAUAUUAUCAAUAUAAGCAAAAAUAAUAUGUUAACUAAUUUAAAGCACAUUUAGCGCCAAAAAAUUAAAAAAAAAAGAAUUUGAAGCUAUAUCAGCACAAAAUAUCUAUAAUAAACAAACUACUAAUAUAAGCCUUUUGUAUUUUUAAUUUUAAAACAAAGUAAUAAAAGAAUAAAAUUAUAAAAAAGCUACUGAAAUAAGUUGAAACACAUAUCAAAUUGCUUUUAACAAAUAUUAAAAUUUAAUUUUAAUCUACACUGUUAAUACAAAAAGCAACACUUGAACGAUAUUAUUAACAAAUAACAAUUAAUUACACAUUUUUUGUAAAACUAUUUUUUUUUUGUAAUAUUUUUAACAACUUAACUUUCUAAGCAAUUGUCUUUUACAAUACAAAUAUUUGUAUAUAAACGCAUAUAGUAAUACACAAAUACAUACUCGUAUGUACAUAUGUAUGUACUUGAAACGAAGUAAACCGAUUCGAAAUGCAAUUUUCAUCUAAUUAUUACCUCACAGUAUGUUUUGUCAUCUUGUUAAUAGUAGUAUAAACGAGUACAUACUCUUAUAUGAUAAAUAAAUGGAAAGCGAGCACGUUAUGCAAACAUAUUGAAUUCUACUUAGAUGCUUACAUACACACACAUACAUACAUACAUAUAUGCGCAUACAAAGAAUUAAAAAAAAAUCAAACAUUUGUAUGCAAAAUGUUUAAAUAUAAAAUUAUAUAAUUCAAGGCAAAUAGAAAUAUGCGAAUCGAGCACCGUAAAUUAUGUAACUAACCUUAGAUUUAACAGUAAAAUGAAACGAACGAAAAUGUAAGUAAAACAAGAAAAAACCGAAAACUUUGUUGUAAAUGUUAUAAGAAAAUGUAGGUAUGAAUGUAACGGUAAAAAGGGAAACACUUUUUUGAAAAUCAUUAAAUAUCCCGCAGCUGCAUACAUACUUACACUGACAAUGUGGAAAAUAAAAAUAAAAUUAAAGCAACAAUAAAGUUUUGAAAACUAUAUAAAAACACCAAUAAA
Zeugodacus cucurbitae (melon fly) is the source of this 5312-nucleotide messenger RNA. RefSeq names its product trichohyalin. The record is from RefSeq and is a predicted model, not a curated record. NCBI's taxonomy places the organism in Eukaryota, Metazoa, Arthropoda, Insecta, Diptera, Tephritidae. Bases 25 to 2217 code for a protein of 730 amino acids. The transcript has 6 exons.